Messenger RNA from Fusarium subglutinans, 558 nucleotides. RefSeq lists its product as uncharacterized. The transcript has a single exon. Lineage: Eukaryota; Fungi; Ascomycota; Sordariomycetes; Hypocreales; Nectriaceae. The record is from RefSeq and is a predicted model, not a curated record. Bases 1 to 558 code for a protein of 185 amino acids.
AUGGUCAACUCAAGGAUUAUCUCCCUCCUGGGCAGUCUGGCCCUUCCAGUUGUUGCCUUUCACGAUUUGGAGCAGAUGCCCGAAUCUUGGUGUGUGACCUACCUGUCAACUUACCUCGUCCCCAUCUCAGCUGCCACAAACUCACCUGCAGAGAGUUCAUUCCCUGGUAGCGAGCCUUCUGCGAGCCUGGAUAUCUCCGUCACUUUGAAUCCCUCAUCCUCCCUCUCAUUCGCACCAGGUGCUACCUCCUCGUUAGUAACCACAGAGGUCGAAACAGCUCCUCCUUCUUCCACUACAGGUCCCAGCAUCCUUGACGAGCAAAUAGUUUUCCGUGUUGUUCCUGAUACCCCGGACAAUAACCGACUGCGGAAACGAGCUCUUGGAGGGUUCAUCGGCUCCCCUUCUGAGAUUUGUAACAAUGCAAAUGUGUUCAACUUGGUUGAUGGUCAGCUCUUAGAAGGCAAUGUCCCCAUUUACUUCAACGGAGAGGACUACAAGGUGUUUGGCGGCCAGCAGGGCCCUAUCUCUAGUAUUGUGUUAAAAAUUAUUAUAUAUUAA